AUGGAUACAAACACAGAUAUCAGUGGCAGUGUAGGUGCAGUUGGCAUUGUCAUAACCCACUCAGAGCCAAACGACAUAUAUACAGUGUUGAACAACAAUAGCAAUAGCAAUAAUAAUAAUACAUCACAUGAAAAUGAAGCCUCUCUGCGUUUACGACCUGCUGCCGACAAUCACAACAACAACAACAACAACACCGCCUUAUCGAAUGUCACCCCACCACCAUCACCCGAUGUCUCACAAAAUAACCUUCCUGUUUCAGAGAGUCUGGCAUCGAUUGAGUUAGAAAAGAGUUCUCUUGACUCUAGAACUCCAGAUGAAUCAGAUGACGACGACUCUGAUGAUGACAGCGACAAUGACAACGUUCCAGAUGGGGCAAACAUGCCAGGUGAUGAGGAGGAUGGCACCGCAAUGAAACAGAUCUCAGCUGGUGACAUGACCACUGUCAUGGGUCCCAAGGGCAAGAAGAUCAGGAGGAGAUUGACAAUCAGUCUAUGGCAACAUUCCAAGGAGAGCUCCAUCGAGUACGUAAAGGUGUCAUUCAUUGUGUUGAUCAGCACAUUCAUUGGAGCGUUUGUCCUGUGGAUGUUCUCCCUGCCCCACUACGUCAUCAGGAACAACGGCACCACCAAUUACUUCAACCAGCAGGCCAUCGCCAUCCUCAACUCUACAUUCUUCAUAAGCGGUCUCGCCCUGUUCACUGCAAUUCAGUUCAUCUCUGUCUACGGCAUCAAGAGAGCUAUCGAGACCAAGUUCUACUUUUGGGUGGUACUGUGCAUUGCCGCUGACCUCAUCGUACCAUGGGGUAUGUUAACUGGUGAGGUCCGCUACUGGUACUGGUUGGGUGAUGUUCUAUUGCUCAUUGCCACAUACUGUGGUCUCAGCUUUGUUAUGGGCUACGUUGGCCGAAGUUUCAAGACCUUCCGUCAGAAACUUAACAAUGGACUUGCCUUCCUCGGUACCGAGGUGUUGGUGUCUGCCACUGCACUUCUCUACGGAAUGUUCUUCAUCCAAGUUUACACCAAUUUCUCAGAUAUGAUGAAGGUCACUUGGCGUCUGCUCGUCCAUCCAGUCUACUUUGAGAUAUUCAUGAUGAUUCCAGUCAGACUGUUGGUCACCAAACAGAUGGAGAAGAAGGGUCAAUCAGUGAUGCACAGUUUGGCCGUCGUCCAUGCUCAGGCGCACAUCUCCACACUUGGACGUUUGAUGAUUUCCACGAUCGGAGACAUCAACUUCACCAUUGGAUCUGUGUUCCUCCUAAACUUUGGAAAGCUAGUGGUGCGUUCCUCAGUUCAGGUCCGAGACAAGUAUGCCUCCAAGCUUCUUGAGAAGCUUUUGGGCUCAGAGCAUGUCGAGUCCAAGAAGUUUGUUCGUGCUGCCGGACUGUUCACCGAGAUGAUCAUGGAGAAUGCUUCAAUUCCAACGUCUGCUUUCAUGAUGUGGUUGUUUGUAAACUCCAGAGCGUUGUUCUUCUUGCCCUAUCCAUCUGGCGAAUCAUUCACUAUGGAGGCCGCACUCAUCAAUGUUGCCAUCCAGAUUCUUAUCGCCAUCCCUUUCGAUAUCGUCACACUGGUGAUCAACGAGCGUUACUUUGGUUUGCCCUUGGAGCGUGCCUGGAGGAAGAUGCAAGGCAAGUGGUUGCCAUUCUUUGGCUUCCUCAUCUAUGGUUUGGUUACCAUGGGUCUUGUUGGUGUCCUAUACAUGGCAGCCAGAGUGCCACGAUUCAUUACCUGCGGAAGUCAAGAUGUAUGCUCAUGCAUGUUCAUAUCCAACUGCGACAAAUGGGUUGCUGAGAACCUAUCUUAA
Molecule: messenger RNA, 1803 nt
Organism: Acytostelium subglobosum LB1
Lineage: Eukaryota; Evosea; Eumycetozoa; Acytosteliales; Acytosteliaceae
Exons: 4
Coding region: 1-1803 (600 amino acids)
Source: RefSeq, a predicted model, not a curated record